Messenger RNA from Adineta ricciae, 1635 nucleotides. Lineage: Eukaryota; Metazoa; Rotifera; Eurotatoria; Adinetida; Adinetidae. The record is from the annotation of a GenBank genome assembly.
AUGCAUUCAGCUCUCAGGCCAAAACCUACGAUUAAAUUACCUCCAUCACUGAUUCCACCAGCAAUCAAUCAUCAUCCACAGCCAAUAGUGAAGAGAUCUUUUCUCAAACAGAAUUCUCUUGUCAAUGGUAAUGGUCACCAUAGCACUUGUUCUACAGCGAACAAUGCAACGAUUGAAAAACUCUAUUGGUCAUUGGGUUUAAUCAGUUCCAAAGGAAAAUAUUUAACUGCCGAAACGUUCGGUUGCAAAAUCAAUGCUACUGGCACAUCGUUGAAACGAAAACAAAAGUGGACGAUUAUCUAUAAUAUUCCAAAUGAUUGUGUUUAUCUCCAAUCGCCAUUGAAUCGUUAUUUAUCAACUGAUAAAUAUGGUCGAUUAAAAUGUGAUAUGCACGAUAUCGAUGAUGAUUGUCGUUUUCAACUUGAAUACAAUCGAGAUGGACAAUGGGCUCUGAAAUCUGUUACGUAUGGUAUGUACUUAGGCGGUGAUAACGAUCAAUUGCACUGCUUUAGUAAAACACCAGAAUGGUGGUCACCUCAUUUAGCUCUCCAUCCACAGAUUAAUCUGAAACACGUACUUCGAAAACGUUACGCUAAGUUAGAAGAUGAUGAGAUUCAUAUCGAUGAAAUUAUUCCCUGGGGUAGCGAUGCGAUCAUUGCUGUUGAAUAUCUCAAUGAUCAUUACUGUAUUCGUUCGAGUAACGGGUACUAUUUCCACAAAGAUGGCAAAUUAUCGACCGAACAAACAGAAGAAACAUUAUUCACGAUUGAACUUCAUAAAGGAUACAUCACAUUCAAAGAUUGUGAUGGCUGCUAUCUCACAGCUAUCGGUCCACUAGGCAUCAUGACAACAAGAAAUCGAACAGCUGGCAAAGAUGAGCAAUUUCUCUUAGAAGAAAGUAAACUACAAAUAUGCUUAGUGGCACCCAAUGGUAAACUUGUUUCGAUCAAACAAGGAAUUGAUCUAUCGGCGAAUCAAUACGAACGUGAUCAGAGUAGUAUAUUUCAAUUAGAAUAUGACGAUGAUUUACAAGCUUAUCAGAUUCGAACCUAUGACAAUAAAUAUUGGACGAUCGGAGGACUGAGUAUACAAGCAACAGCGGAAAAAAAGUCAGUAGAGACAAGUUUUCAUAUACAAUCUGUCGGCCACGGACACGUCACAUUUCAAGCAUCAAACGGCAAAUUUAUUGUUCCACACGCUUCUGGAAAUAUGCGUGCUGUUUCCGAUCAAAACAGUUUACCUGAUGCUUAUUUUCUGCUGAAAUUCAUCAAUCGACCAUUUUGUGUAUUUAAAUGCGAUUUUGGUCAUGUUGGUUACCGGAACAAACAAUCACGUGUUCUCGAGUGUAACAAAGCUCUGUUCACAUUAUUUACAUUAGAAGAAGCAGCUGAAGAAACUCAUAGCGAAGGAGUUGUUUAUUUGAAAGGUUCCGAUGGUCUCUAUUGGGAAAUAUCAAAUGAUUUGAAUAUUAGUGUCAGUGGUUGUGAACCAUCGAAAUUUUCAUUAGAAUUAUGUUGGUCAUCAUCUCGCGUCGUUAUUAAAGCACCAAAUGGAAUGUAUUUACGCGCUGAACAAAGUGGAAGUAUCCAAGCGAUAUGUCAAAAUAGUCGACAAGCAACACAAUGGGAGUUUUAG